Messenger RNA from Medicago truncatula (barrel medic), 2804 nucleotides. RefSeq names its product receptor-like protein kinase FERONIA. The transcript has a single exon. Gene Ontology annotation, biological process: protein phosphorylation. NCBI's taxonomy places the organism in Eukaryota, Viridiplantae, Streptophyta, Magnoliopsida, Fabales, Fabaceae. Gene Ontology annotation, molecular function: transmembrane receptor protein tyrosine kinase activity; ATP binding. The coding region runs from base 28 to 2499 and encodes 823 amino acids. The record is from RefSeq and is a predicted model, not a curated record.
UCUUCUUCACUCUAUUUUCACAUAACUAUGGCAAACUCCAUAAACGAAAAAUUUCACACUAAAAUUACCCUACUAUCUCUCUAUUUGCUCUUGUUCCCUCUAGUUGCUAACUCAUACAACCCUGAUUACAAUUUAGCCAUCAAUUGUGGCUUCUCAACAAACACUACUGCCUUAGAUAGUCGAAUUUGGGUUGGUGAUAAUAUUGAUAACUCAAAUCUCUUUACCUUCAUUGAACCAAAAACCACAAACCCAUCUCUUAAAUCAUCACCUAAUUCCCUUUCCAAUAUCGAUAUUCCACUCACAACCGCGCGUAUCUCUCUCUCAAAUUUCACAUACUCAUUUUCUAGCAUCACUAACACCCCUGUUUUUAUUAGCCUUCAUUUUUACCCAACUUCAUACCAAAACUUUGAUCCCUCCAAUGCUCUUUUCUCUGUCAAAGUAAACAACAAUCUUACCCUUCUUAAAAACUUCAGCCCUUAUUAUGAGAAGGAAAAAAUCACCAAAGAAUAUUGCAUUCAAAUCAAACCAAAUGAGAAGCUAAGCAUAACUUUCAUUCCAAACAACAUAAAUCAUUCAAAUCCUUAUUAUGCUUUCAUUAACGGAAUCGAAAUUGUGUCUAUGCCUUCUUUUCUCUAUUACACGGACCUUAAUGACCCAAAAUACCUUUUGAAAUCACUUGACUUUGACAACACGGAAUACCAAAUUCAUAACGACAAAGCUUUGGAAAUGGUAUAUAGAGUCAACGUUGGUCAAAAUCAAGUUCCACCAAACCAAGAUACAGGUAUGUUUCGUAAUUGGGACAGUGAUUUUCCUCUUUACCUGGAAAAAGAAUAUCCACAAAGUGUAUCAACUGUUUAUGGAAGUGAUCAUCCAAACUAUUUAAACAAUACCAUUCCCAAUUACACUGCACCAGAAGCUGUAUACUUUACUGCAAGAAGUUAUGGAAUGGAUGUGACAGAGGAUUAUAAUGUAACUUGGAAUUUCAAAGUUGAUUCUAGUUUUACUUAUAUGGUAAGGUUACAUUUUUGUGAGUUUGAUCUGCUUAUCAAGAAUAAAGGUGAUAGAGUUUUUCAGAUAUUUAUCAAUGAUAUUUUGGCUGAACAAUACGCUGAUGUGAUUUACUGGAGUGGUGGUAACAUGAUUCCUGUUCAUAAGGAUUAUGCUGUGAAAAUGUACUCUCAAAAUGGAAGCUCUGAAAUUGAAAGAGUUAACCUUUCAAUUAAGCUUCAACGAGAACCAGAAAGUAUCUACACAAAUUACCGUGAUGUCAUAAUGAAUGGAAUUGAGAUUUUCAAAAUAAGUGAUAAAAAUAAUCUCGCUGGUUUGAAUCCCAUCAAACACAUUAUACCAUCAUCUCCAAAUCGACGAUCGAAGUCGAAGAAAUCACCCAUAGUCAUGUUUGCUUUGGUUGGAUUAUCAUGUCUCUUGCUAGCAUUUAUAAUGGGAGUAAUAGUUUUUCUUAGAAGAAGAAGAUUUGAAUCUCAAUUUGAAAUGAAAGAAAGUCAUUGGAAGAUAAAUAAUGAAGGUUCAUCAAUUUUACCAUCCCAUUUGUGUCGAUGUUUUACUAUAGUGGAAAUAAGAGCCGCUACAAACAACUUCGAAGAUAUUUUUAUCAUCGGGGUUGGAGGAUUCGGCAACGUGUACAAAGGUUACAUUGAUGGACUCAUACCUGUUGCGAUAAAACGUCGUAAAUUGGGUUCUCGACAAGGUCUAAAUGAAUUCAUGAAUGAAAUCGAGUUGCUCUCUCAGCUUCGUCAUAUUCACUUAGUUUCCCUCAUUGGAUAUUGCAAUGAAGAUGCAGAGAUGAUUCUUGUUUAUGACUUUAUGGAACAUGGCACUCUCCGUGAACAUCUCUAUGGUUCGGAUAACGAACCUCUUAGGUGGAAUCAAAGACUUAAUAUUCUAUUAUGUGCAGCAAGGGGAUUGCAUUAUCUUCAUGAAGGUGCGAAGCAUAAUAUCAUACACCGUGACGUUAAGAGUACAAAUAUAUUGUUGGAUGAAAAAUGGGUGGCUAAGGUUUCUGAUUUCGGUUUAUCAAAAGUGGGACCAACAGGGAUAUCAAUGACUCAUGUCAGCACUAUGGUGAAGGGUAGUAUAGGAUAUUUGGAUCCAGAGUGCUACCUACGAAACAAGUUGACUCUUAAGUCUGACGUGUACUCAUUCGGAGUUGUGCUUCUUGAGGUGUUGUGUGCGAGACCACCUUUGGAUCAUUCUUUGGAUAAGGAAAAAGUGAACAUGGUUGCUUUGUUCAAAAAAUGUUACAAUGAAGGUGUGAUAGUUGAAGAGAUGGUGGACCCGUUCAUAAAGGACUCUAUAACAAGUGAGUGUUUGAAAUGUUAUUGUGAAAUGGUGUUGAGUUGUUUGCAUGGUGAUGGAAAUCAACGAAUGUCUAUGAGUGAUGUGGUUGGGACUUUAGAGCUUGCGUUGAAAUUGGUUAUGAGUGGGGAGGAUGGUAAGUUUGAUGCGACGCAAAAAGGAGGAAGUAAAGCAAUAGGUUGAAUAUUCAUUUGGUGACAACUUUUAUGACAACUUUCUCUCUCAAAUUCACAUUAUUUUUUACUUUAUCUCUCUAUUGUGUUGGUUUCCAUGCAAAUACCUUAUUUUUCUUUGUAAAUUAUGGUUGUCACAUAAGUUGUCAACCAAAUUGGUUAUUCAAAUAACACUCCUCGAAAAUUCCAUUGAUAUGAAGGAAAAAAAAAGUACAAGAUAAAAAACUAAAUGUAGAAAUUAUGCUAUCAUAAUCAGACUUAACUUUUCAAUGUACUACCUCUUUCUCAAAAUAAUAGUCGUUUAAGACUUGUGCA